Xenopus tropicalis (tropical clawed frog) is the source of this 4721-nucleotide messenger RNA. RefSeq names its product solute carrier family 15 member 4 (gene slc15a4). NCBI's taxonomy places the organism in Eukaryota, Metazoa, Chordata, Amphibia, Anura, Pipidae. The transcript is spliced from 8 exons. The record is from RefSeq and is a predicted model, not a curated record. Gene Ontology annotation, biological process: transmembrane transport; L-histidine transmembrane transport; oligopeptide transport. Gene Ontology annotation, cellular component: early endosome membrane; lysosomal membrane; membrane. Gene Ontology annotation, molecular function: L-histidine transmembrane transporter activity; transmembrane transporter activity. Bases 305 to 2017 code for a protein of 570 amino acids.
AGGCUAGCUAGUGUAUCCAAUAGGUGGCAGAGUUACAGUUGUUGUACUUAGUGACAACCAAUCACCUCUCGGUACCGGCUGAAGUAGGCGGGCUCCCGAAGGAGUCACGAGUUAGUGGAAGAAGUAUUGGCCGGCUAGGUACGUACAGCUUUGGAUCAGCGGGAUCGCUUCCGUAUUCUGCCCAUUGCCUAACCGGGUCUGUCCUUCUGCCAGUGAGUCCCGUUCCGGAGAGCUCCUAAUCUGAGUCUGCAUGUUACCCCGGGCGUGGUGAGCGUUCUCCUGUCCUCAGCCCCUGUGUGCAGAGAUGGCAAGCCGUGAUCCCAGCGAGAGGAGCCCGCUCCUGGGCGGCCGCUCUGAGCCCCCUGUCCCUCCUGGCUCCGUGUUCGCCGGUCGGGGCCUGGCCUGCGCCGCCGUGCUGCUUUCGGAGCUCUUGGAGCGGGUGGCCUUCUACGGCAUCACUUCCAACCUCGUCCUUUUCCUCAAUGGGCAGAUCUUCGGGUGGGAAGGGACCCAGGCCAGCCAGGCUCUCUUACUGUUUAUGGGGAUCACUUACCUGGUGUCGCCCUUUGCUGGCUGGCUGGCAGAUGCCCUGUUAGGGCGCUUCUUCAUCAUUCUCGGCAGCAUGGUGCUGUACCUGCUGGGCAUGCUGCUUUUCCCUAUGAUCUCCUAUUCGGGGACCCGCACUGCUUUCUGUGGGGACAUUCCGUGGGCUCGUAUAGAUAACUGUAGCAGGAGCAACACCUCUAGCAGCCCCGAUACCUGCCUGGAUCCGAGCCGGAGAUACUGCGCCCCGGCGGUCUUCCUAGGGCUCAUCAUUGUGGGGCUGGGAGUGGGCUCGGUGAAGGCCAAUAUCACACCGUUUGGAGCUGAUCAGGUGAAAGACCGAGGACCAGAAGCAACACGGAGAUUUUUCAACUGGUUCUACUGGAGUAUUAACCUGGGUGCCAUUAUAUCUCUUGGCGGAAUUGCAUAUGUCCAGCAGAAUGUAGAUUUCCUCACUGGAUACAUCAUUCCAACAGUGUGUAUCGGUGUUUCCUUUUUAGUUUUUUUAUGUGGAAAAACGGUGUUUGUUACCAAACCAGCCGAUGGCAGUGCCUUCACUGAUAUGGUCAAGAUUCUGGCCUACUCCUGCUGCGCACGGAAGCAUAGAAGAGAAAACACUAGACACGUCCAGAAUAAUCAACAAAGGCAUAAACAAAGCAGGUUGGAUUUUGCAAAGGCUUCGCGUGGUGGACCAUUUAGGGAAGAUAAAGUAGAAGAUGUCAAAUCCCUUGUAAAAAUUAUCCCAGUAUUCUUGGCACUUAUUCCAUAUUGGACUGUGUAUUUUCAGAUGCAAACUACAUAUGUACUUCAAAGUCUUCAUUUGAAAAUACCACCAAUCUUCAAUAACAAUCAUACGCUCCCAGCAGCAUGGCUCACCAUGUUUGAUGCAGUGCUCAUUCUGAUCCUCAUACCACUCAAAGAUAAGAUGGUGGAUCCCUUUUUGAAAAAGAGAGGCCUUUUGCCGUCGCCCCUUAAACGGAUUGCUGUUGGGAUGUUCUUUGUGAUGUGUUCAGUACUAGCUGCAGGUAUUUUGGAAAGUAAAAGGUUGGAGAUUGUAAAGAAUGAUAAGAUCCAACAGCAAAUUGGAGGUGUGACUUACUACGCUGCCAAUCUGGCUGUAUGGUGGCAGUUACCUCAGUACAUUCUCAUUGGAAUCAGCGAGAUAUUUGCAAGUAUUGCAGGUCUGGAAUUUGCAUACUCAGCAGCUCCAAAAUCCAUGCAGAGUGCAAUCAUGGGGUUAUUCUUUUUCUUUUCUGGAAUUGGAUCUUUUGUUGGAUCUGGACUUCUUGCCCUUGUGUCUAUUCCACAAAUUGGAUGGAUGAGCAAUCACUCUGAUCUAGGUAACAUAAAUGGGUGCACGCUGAACUAUUAUUUCUUCCUACUAGCAGCUGUUCAGGCUGCAACACUCAUACUUUUCCUUAUCAUUUCUGUGAAAUAUGAACGACAGCAGUCCAGAGCUAAUGGAAGAAUUUAACAACAUUUGUCAAGAGAAACCAUUGUGGAGCAAUUGUGUAGCUGAAGGCAUGGCUGAAGUACUGUCCAUGAUAACUGCCUGAAAAGCACCAGCUCGAUCUGAAACUUCAGUUUCAUUGCUCUGUGUGUCCUUUAAAGCCAAAGAUUUGAAGGGCUACAGACACUUUGCACUACUUUCAUUCUUCAGGACAAGCCAAUUUAAUAAACACUGAGGGUAUUUUAGGACUCCUGUUAGUAUACAUUAAACUAGGUUAGUUUGUAUAUGGCUAAUAUUUAGUAGUCACGUUUUUAUUCGGAGAUGUAAGACAAAAAGAAAAAAAAAACUCUGAUCAUUGACUUUACUUUUGAUAUCCUGUGGAAAAAAGACUUUAUUAGGUCCUUAUUAGGUUGCUGCAACAAGUGUUUUUGCGUGUGUUGCUGCGAUCAGUGGUUUUCUGGAUCCCCAUAUCUUGAGCCUGCUAAAAAACAUGAAAUAUGCCCAAUAGGAUUGUUUUGCCACCAAUAUGAAUUUUUGUGCAGCUUAGUUACCAUGAAGUACAAGGUACUGUUUUAUUACAUAGCAAAAGGAAAUCAUUUUUAAAAUGUAGAAUCUGCUUAAAAUGGACUGUAUGGGAUAUGGCCUUCCCUUAAUUUGAAGUGUUCUGAAUAAUAGGCUUCUGGAUCCUGUACCUGUACCUGCCAAAAUCCUUUAGAGAAUCCACAUGUGAUUUAGUUGACCGGGCAAAAGGCAUGUAUUGUCAUUCAGACGUGUACCAUAGGCCCAGAGGUUACUACCCAAGUUCUGAUGGUUUUAUAAUAAAGACUGAAAUUAAGGUGAGCCAAUUACAUUUCAUGUAUUUUUUCUAAUUUAGUUAAAAAAUGCAGAUUUAAAGAUUCCAGAAAUGGCACAGUUGGAUUAAAAAAAAACUCACAAUAGUCACACUAGCUGAAAAGGAGAACCAUGAAUAAUAUAGAAAUUCCCCCCAAAAUUUACAUCAGCAUUUAAAACACCGCCAGUGUUAGUCACCAGUGACACAUCACACAUUUAUCCCUAAAAAUAAAGCAUUAAGAGAUUUAAUGUAGAAGUUCUGCACAGACAAUGUUUAUUUUCUGGAAUUUUAUAUCUGCUGCAUUUAGAAUGUAAAGUGUUACGUGUGGUAUAUUAUAAUGGCUAGCGCGAAGUUUUGAAUGAACUGUUCACAUGGAUUCAGAUAUAGGAAUGUGUAUGUCUUUGUAUGCGUCGUGCCUUGCUUAACAGACCAGAGAACAGGUAACGUUACAUAUCUGUAUUCUAUUGAGUGCAGCUGCCCUGUACAAAGCAGUUUCUUGUUUUAAUGAUUACAAAUGUGGAUGAGACCUUUUGUUUAUGCAUCUUUACCCCCAAAUGCCUCUUUUCUAUAUUGAAUAUCAUUGAGUGGCCUUUUCCGUAUUUAAUGAAUGUUUGAUAAAUAAUGAUUGUUCAGAAAUGAAUAUGUCCCUACCAUCAGCAAUACUAAUAUUUAAACCUUAUACUUCCUACUGCCUAUUUUGCCAUUUAUGUGUUGAUAAAUGUGAGAAACCUCUUAGAAGCUAUUGGUCUUCUUCAUUUUGAGUCAGAGAUAAAGAAUAUGUUAUUUUCCUGGAUAUCCACUUCAUUUGCAAGGAUGAAUCUUGAACUGUAGUAUCUUGAAGUAGAGUGCUGAUAAACACUUGAAAUUAGAGUGGAUCUUUUCUCUCUAUACAGGACACAUGUCUUAUAUUGCAUUCUGCUCACAGCCAGACCUCACUACUGUAUGUUCAGGCACUUGUUACACAAUGUGCUUUGCAUUGCUUAUACUAAAGGCGUGCUGGAUUUGUUCAAUUUAAAUAGAUGGUAUUGUGGGAAAUGUUCCAUGAUGGAUAACACUAUAGCAUAACACAUUUCACAUUUUUUGGCAGUUUCUCUUAAUUUAAACCCCUUUAACUUUUAGUAUCAUUUAGAGAGUGCAAUUUUGAGAGAAUCUGUAUUUAUUCUUCAUUUUUUAAUAUUUGCACUUUUAAAAAUUCAGCAGCUCUUUAGUUUGGACUUUUACAAGCUAUCUGUUUGCUAGGAUUCAGUUUAACCUAGCAACCAGGCAGAGGUUUGAAAGAGACAUGUAUAUGAAUAGAGUGGGGGCCUAAAUUUGAAAGAUAAGUACCGGUAAUAAAAACCAACAAUGACAGUAACAUUAGUGACCCCCAUUUGAAAGGUGAAAAGAGUCAGAAUAAAAAAAUCAAUAAAAAAAAAAAAACUAAGACCACCUGAACAGUUCCUACAAAUAGGCCAUUCUGUAACACACUGAAAGUUAACUUGAAGGUGAACAACCUCUUCAAAAAGACCUGACAUGUUCUUAUUUUUGCAAAUAGGGGAAGCUCUUGUUAUUCAGUGAGUGCCUUGAGUGCAGUCCCCAGACAUCAAAUGUAGGACUUUAUACGGCUUAUCUGUGUCUUAUCUGCUGCCACUUUGGAGUAGACCAUAGCUCAAUGAGAUUAACUUGUGAUUUGUGUGUGUGUAUAUGUAUGUCAUUUUAUUACAUUGCCAAUCUUUUCUAUGGUACUAGAUCUGCUGAAGCUUUGUUUGCACAGAAUAAUGUACAGUUGCCUAAAAUGCAUAUUUUAUUGCAGGAAAUUUGUUUUGUUUUUUUUUUGCUUUUUGUAUAGUGUUGUGUUUUUUUCAUAUUGUUAUACAUUUGUUUUAAGUUUAGAAAUAAACAGUUUGUUAAAAAGGU